This is a messenger RNA of Carassius gibelio (silver crucian carp), 2999 nucleotides long. Its product is annotated as DNA damage-inducible transcript 3 protein. Gene Ontology annotation, cellular component: CHOP-ATF4 complex; CHOP-ATF3 complex; cytoplasm. NCBI's taxonomy places the organism in Eukaryota, Metazoa, Chordata, Actinopteri, Cypriniformes, Cyprinidae. The coding region runs from base 297 to 1052 and encodes 251 amino acids. The record is from RefSeq and is a predicted model, not a curated record. Gene Ontology annotation, molecular function: protein heterodimerization activity; DNA-binding transcription activator activity, RNA polymerase II-specific; transcription factor binding. Gene Ontology annotation, biological process: negative regulation of transcription by RNA polymerase II; intrinsic apoptotic signaling pathway in response to endoplasmic reticulum stress; positive regulation of intrinsic apoptotic signaling pathway. The transcript has 4 exons.
GAGUUCGGUUGGAGUCACUCUAUAAAUGUCCCCGGGAGUUUCCGAAAUCCACACUCGGUGACUUCAACUGAACAAUGGUUAACAUGAGCGAUCACCAAUCUCUACAAAAACACGCACAGACCCUGAAUCCGAAACAGCCGAGGAAAAGAAAUAAUAAAAAGAAAAGGAAUCAUUGGGACAAUAUACCGCCAUCAACUCACAUUCAAACUUGAUUGUCAAGAGACUGAUUUGAGGUCUGGUGUGCUAGGUGUGGGAGCAUAGCGUGUUGUGUCUGUGGAUAGCGACUGAUUGGUGCGAUGACUGCGGAGUGGCUGUACCCCCCAGGCGUGGGGCCGCUGUGUGGUGCAGAGUUGGAGGCGUGGUAUGAAGACCUACAGGAUAUACUGGGCUCCGACGCGGGCGGGGCUAAAGUCACCAGAGCCCCGCCUUGCUCCGAGAAGGAGCCCGAGUUUCUGGAUGUGUUGGAGAGCUGCUCGCUCACCUGGUUGACGGAGGGGCAGGUUUGGGGCGACGGGGUGCAACGGGUCACCGAUGAGCCACCUGUCGUCCACUCGCCACCGCGAAAAGAUGACCGGAGAGGAGGCGAGUCGGAGCACACCUCGUCCGGAGGAGACCUGCUUCCGCCAGAGUUCUUCGAGCUCCUCAGCGAGGGCGGCGUCGGGUCGGCGGAGACGAUGGUGAGCGGCGGGUACCAAGGUUCGCAUCACGCGCCUCCGUCGCCAUCCGCGAGCGAGGAAGAGCUUCCGACAGUCCCGGACACAUCGUCCUGCUCCUCGGAGUCCUCCUCAUCCUCCCUCAACUGCUCCCCUCCUCCGUCCCCUCCAACACGUCCGGGAAAGAGAAAGCGGGCCGGCGACAAAGGAGGAGGCGCGCUGUGCUCCCCGUCCCCCGGGAAGAAGAGCCGACGGGAGCGUGAGCAGGAGAACGAGAGGAAGGUGCAGGAGCUGACGGAUCAGAACGAGCGGCUCAAAGCCGAGAUCGAGCGUCUGGGAGAGGAGGUGCAGCGGACGCGCCGGGCGCUCAUCGAGAGACUCGUCAACACCAGGAGGUGAAGGAGCAGAAGGAGGAGCCCAGGGGCCAAAGAGAAACAAACAAUUGGUGGAAAUCAUCUCGCGGUGACCGUGAAAUGCACAUUUAGAGGGAGAUAAAAGACACGUGGGACGGGGGGAGAGAGGAGGUUCACUGAACGACUCCCGCCGAGAGAGAAUGAGAAAGUCAGAUUAAGCCGUAGAAAAGAAAGAAUGUGGAGCCCAACGCAAACACAGAAUGAACUCAGCCCGAAUACAGAGCAAAGAAGAAAUGUUUUUUUUCUUUAAGAAAAUAAAUUAUUUGUUUUUGAGUAUCUAAGUUCAUUUAAACCAACGUGAUACAUUUUAAAUCGGCUUGAUACAUUUAAAUCAGUUUGAUGCAUUUAAAUCGGCUUGAUACAUUUAAAUCAGUUUGAUACAUUUUAGUGAACAUCAUUUAAAGGUAAAUGCUACAAUGCAUGUUACAAUUUAACACAUGAUAUUACAAAUAAAUUUGAAGGAUGAGCAAUGUAUAAAUCGAAAUAUUUUUCAUAAAGAAAAAGAAACACAAUUUUAAUUAAGAUUCAAAAACUUUUUGCGGUAAAUUAAAAUGACUAAUGCAAUAAAUUAAAGGCAAAUACUUCAAUGUAUAAAUAUUACAAUUGAACAAAUUACAUUACAUAUACCAUUUGCAUUAUGCUAAAAAAAGUAUCAAAAGCAAAUAAGAAAUUCGAUUUUUCAUGAAGAAAAUAAAGCCUAAUUUGAGAAAAAUCUUAAGUGACUAAUGCAUUUCUUUUAAAAGCAAAUAUUAUGGUGAUGUACUAAUGUUACAAUUUAACAAAUGAUAAAAAAAAAAAAAAAUUAUAAAGAAAAAGCCUAAUUUAAGGAAAAAUCUGAAUGGUUUUGCAGAAAAAUGAAUAAUACAAUUUAAAAUAAAAACGUUUAAAACAGCAUAAAUGAAAUGCAAGGACCUCUACGAUUUAUAAAUGUUACAAUUUAAUGUAUGCCAUUGCGAAAAGAAUAAGUUGCAUUACAGCAAUACAAAUAUUAAAAGCAAAUAAUAAACGAGAAAAUGAAGUCUAAUUUUACAAAAGCUUUUUUGCAGAAAAUUAAAUUACUUUAAAUGUAAUGUUUUAAACAUUUAAACCGGCAAAAAUUAAAGACUGUAAAACAAGUACUACUGUGCGUUUUUUAAAUGAACAAAUUACUGAAUAAGAUAUAUUUUGCAUUGCAUUAAUCAAAAUGCGGCAUGUGAUUAAUUCUCAUUAAAAUAAAAAUAAAUCACAAUGCAAAAAUUGUAAUGCUACAUGUAAAGCUGCGAUAAAAGUGCUGUAAACGUUUAUUAAACUACCCAAAGCUUAAUCAACUUUCUGUGUAAUUGAAAGCUGAUUGUUCAUCAGUGCCGAGGAAGUCUUGAGGGAAUGUAGCAGAGACGACGAGAGAAAAGGCAGAACUGCGAUAAUAAAGAGAGCAGAAGAGAUCUGAUUGUAUCAGUGACGGUGAUUGUAGGUGCAUUUCAUUGUAAGCAGCCAGUUUUCAUUCAUGUCGUGUGUUAAUGAAGGGCUUUAACCGUGUAAAUUCACUCCUAGUUGACAGAGAUUAGUAGCUCAGGACUGUUAUAGUGAACGAUUGUCAGCGUUUCGCACCAUCAACCCGAGGCCUCUAAGAGUGUGUGUGUGUGUGUGUGUGUGUUCAGAUGAAACUAUGAAUGGAUGUUCGUAGCGAUUUUGCUCUCACUUCUUCUCUUGAAACUUUUCCAGGAUUUUUAGAGCUAGCAGUUUAUAACAUACUCUCAGUUUCUGAUCAUUUCUAUUUUUCUAUACGUGUAUCCCAUAAUCAUCAUGAUAUACCUUAUAUUGUAGUUUCCUUAUCUUACAAUAAACAUGCAUGCACUGUAUUAGAGUAGAAACAUUUUUAUCUGAAUUUUAUUUAGCCUUACUGAAUACGGAAUUGUAUUACAUUUCAUUUUGUUAUUAAAAUCUUAAAAAUGAA